Messenger RNA from Carya illinoinensis, 1814 nucleotides. RefSeq names its product G-box-binding factor 4-like. Gene Ontology annotation, molecular function: DNA-binding transcription factor activity. NCBI's taxonomy places the organism in Eukaryota, Viridiplantae, Streptophyta, Magnoliopsida, Fagales, Juglandaceae. Gene Ontology annotation, biological process: positive regulation of DNA-templated transcription. The record is from RefSeq and is a predicted model, not a curated record. The transcript has 4 exons. The coding region runs from base 496 to 1392 and encodes 298 amino acids. Gene Ontology annotation, cellular component: nucleus.
ACCACUGCCAAAUAUAUUUCUGGGCCAUUAAAAAAAAAACCCAUUUAUAAUUGACACGGGAGUUUUGGGCCUUGGACCCAUUCUCGCUCUUACAGUAUGGAAGUUUCAUCACCAAUCACUGUACGACACGACACCGAAACCGAUUUCCAACAAAACAUCACAGGCUUGUCAGUACGCAACACCAUCCCCAGCAUCACUGUCACAGUCCCAAUCAACGGCGUAAAACUCCACCAAAACUCACAGCAGCCGCAGCCGUCCGUGACGUUAUAAUUCCCCAGCUAACAAUCCCCAAAUAAUCGCUCAACGGGUCACCGGCAAUCCCCCAUUCCGGUCUCUCGGUUCCCAUUUUCCCAACAAAUCUUUCCCUUUCCCUCUCUACCUCUUGCCGAUACUAACCGAAUCACAAGUCCGAAAUCCCGAAACCGAAAAUCAGUGACAGACUCAGAGAGAGAGCGAGCGUGAGUGUGUGUGUGAAGCCCGUUGUAGUUGGCGAAAAUGGCGUCGUCGAAGGUGAUGACUUCAACGAACUCUAAUUCGAGGAAACCGGAUCAACCUCGACGCGCUUCUUCUUCCUCAGUUACAAAAGCCCAAUCACUCUCCGAUCACAGCAGAAUCACAAGUGCCAAAGCCAACAAUCUAGGAUCCUCCUCAAUGACCGUCGAUGGACUUCUACGUACUGUUUACGACUCCAACCCUUCCACCACCGAAUCCACCCUCCUCGACGCCCAAAUCACCGUGAUGGAAACCCCGAACCCGGUCCCCUCAGAUUCCCAUCCAAACGGUUCCUCCCAUGCUCCGAAAACAGUUGACGAGGUCUGGCGCGAGAUUGUCUCGGGCGACAGGAAGGAGUGCAAGGUGGAGGUGCCGGAUGAGAUGAUGACUCUGGAGGAUUUUCUGGCCAAGGCCGGGGCCGUGGAGGAAGAGGAUAUGAAGGUCGUGCCUUCCGAGCGGCUCAGCGGAGGGGUUUUCGCGUUCGAUUCAGUCACACCGAGCCCGUUCGCGGCUUUGGAUAGCGUCGACGGGGCCAUUGUAGGGUUCGGAAAUGGGGUGGAUGUGGUUGCAGGUGCAGGUGCAGGGAGAGGAAAGAGAAGCCGCGCGGUCUUGGAGCCGUUGGAUAAGGCGGCCCAGCAGAGGCAGCGGCGGAUGAUCAAGAACCGGGAGUCCGCCGCAAGGUCCAGGGAGAGGAAACAGGCGUAUCAAGUCGAAUUAGAGUCGAUAGCGACGAGACUAGAGGAGGAGAAUGAGCAGCUGUUGAAAGAGAAGGCUGAGAGGGCUAAGGAAAGGUUUAAGCAGAUCAUGGAAAAAGUUAUUCCAGUGGUGGAGAAGCGAAGACCACCUCGUGAGCAAAAAAAGUUAUUCCAGCUCCGAAGAGUUAAUUCGAUGCAGUGGUAGAUUUUUAUAUGCUCAGCGGUGUGGACAAAAAAAGAAACAACCUUCAGUGGAAUAGGGAGGAAAAAGGAAACAAUGUAAUUGGAAAUCAAUAAUCUUUUAGGUAAAUAUAUGAACCCGAUGGUUCAUCUAAAGAGCAAUCGUGGUUAGUGAUUAGUAAUUACAGGAGUAAUAGGGAUUGCAAGCAGAGUCUUGAAGGGAAUUUCCUUAUAUAGCUGAAGACAUAGGACUUCUAUUGAAGAAAUAGGCAGAAAUUUGAAGUUGAAUUAUGUAGUUGGCGUGCUAUAUGAUUUUUUUUUUUUUUCAAAAAUUUAUUUAUUACUGUGAAACUUGAUUGCCUUGUCAUGGGAGAUCAAGGUAGCCUGUAUUAUAGCUUUGAAGGUAGAGGUUCUAAUAGCAGAUUAUUGCAGUAGACUCAUGAUAAA